AUUAUUGAACACACAUAAUAAUAUUACAAUUUAAAUUCAAGAACAACGAAUUCAUUUUCCAUCGUGUAAACAUUUUGUAGCAGUCUGGCAGCACUAUAAUAUUUCACAAGACAGACGCAUUUGGCCCCCAAGAAAAUUCGAAUUUGAAAUAGAACGAAUAAAAGUUGCAAAAAAUAUUUAAAGAAUGCAUUUAAUAUCCACAUCAAAAAUAACUGUCUUAUCAGACUUUGCCGAUCUAGAAACAAAAUCAACAUUUGUUCAUGCCAAUGGAGAAACAUCGGAUUUUCAAUUCAAUCAAAGGCGCCUCUUUGUGGAGGUGGACAAAAAGGCGGGCCUCGCUGUGAUGCGUAUAAAGGAGAAAGAGGAUAAGGCUCCUGAAAUUCAAAGAGUACGCAAAUUAACCAUCGAUAAUGCUUUCUGUGUUUGUUGUGCCAAACAAUCCACCGAAGAGAUUGCUGUAGGACAAUCCACUGGCUAUGUGAAACUCUAUAAUUAUCGUACUGCUCAAUUGAUUCAUCGCUUUCCAGCAGAUAGUACUCGCUCUGCCAUAUUAUAUGUGGAUUAUAAUGCCAACGAUGAGUAUAUAGCCGCUGUAACCGAAUCGGGAUCCACAAAUAUCUAUGGAACAAAAACACAACGCAAAAUUGAUACAAUUCACAUCGAUGAGCAAUCCUCUUUGGCCCGCUUUCAUCCGAGCAAACGUUUGCAGUUAGGUGUGGCUUCCUAUAAGGGGGCAGUCACUGUCUAUGAUAUACAGAGCAAGCGUAAAACUUUUCAUAUUACCGAUGCCCAUAAUGCACCAUGUCGUGAUAUAAGCAUGUGCUCAUCUCAGCCCUCAUUGCUGGUCAGUGUGGGCUAUGAUUGUAAGAUCAAUAUCUUUGAUAUACGUAGGCAACGGGGUCAACCAUCAACGGAUCGUCUGAAAUAUACAACUCCCCUAUCGACGGUGGCACUAAGCGAAUGCGGCAUGUACUUUUGUGCCGGGAAUCUUAAAGGGGAACUGAUAGCCUAUGAUAUGAGAAGCACCAAACAACCACUGGCCGUGCGAAAAGUUCAUGAAGGUGGUGUCGUCCGUGUGGCAUUUGUACCCAUGCCCAGUGAUGAACAGCAGAGUACUAGUUUCUCGAGUGCUCAUAAUGUAACCAUGGAUGCAGGUUUACCCACUGUUAAACCACUUACUAGUGAUGAAUUGCGCAAAUCCAUUGCUGCAAAUCUUCUCAGCACCCAAAUGCAAUUGGAUAGCAUUAAUAGCGGUGUUAUGGCCACACCCACUGCAUCCACAAUGACACUGCGGCCACAUCGUGAUUCCUUUUGUGAUUUCCUAGAUGGUCAGCAUGCUCCAAAGGCUGUGGAUCGUAUGUCAACACGUUUAUCCAUGAAUCGAAGAGAUAGUUUCGAUUGGGAAACAUUGGGUGAACGUAAGCGAAGCUCAAACGAUGAUCAGUCCAAGUUCUUGGAGAGUCCAGCAAAUGGAUCACCAGUACCGGAAACAUUGCAACAAACUCUUAGUGGGCCUUUGCGUGAUCGUAGCAAUGUGUCAGGGGAAAUUAAAUUAAAACAAAUUGCCGAAACGGAUGAACAUUUGGCUGAAGAACAGCAAUCGGGCAAUUCCUCUAGCAGCAGCAGCGACAAAGAGAAUCCCCAAAUGGUUGAUCAAGAGCUGCAGCAACGUCUUCGCAUGCUAUCGGCCAGUAGGAACAGUACGCCACAUCAUCCUACAGUGCAAUCUUCAAGCUCCCAAUUGAAACCACAACAAUUGCUAGCCCAAACAUCGAGUGGUCUAUCAGCUGCAUCGUCCCAACAACUCUCGGAUGUGUCCAAGGAAAUGAAUAAUCUGCGUGAUUUCAUUGAUCAGCGUUUCGAGCAAUUGGAGAAAGAAAUGAAAGUUAUGGGCGAACAAAACAAAUGGCAUAUUUUCACUCAAAUAUCCAAUUAUUUUAAUCAUCAAGUGGAUAGCACCCAACAGAUACGUGAUGCCUUGGCCAUACUAAUUCACGGUGAUCCAUUUGUCAAGGAAUUUUCUCGUCUCCAAUAUGAGAAUGCCAAGCUAAAGAAACAAGUUGAACAAUUACAGAAAUCUCAACCUAAAUGAAAUUAUUUGUCUUAUAUUAAAAAGGGCGACCUUUUCUUUAA
Molecule: messenger RNA, 2133 nt
Organism: Drosophila willistoni
Lineage: Eukaryota; Metazoa; Arthropoda; Insecta; Diptera; Drosophilidae
Gene: Grip71
Exons: 4
Coding region: 185-2092 (635 amino acids)
Biological process (GO): mitotic cell cycle; microtubule nucleation
Cellular component (GO): pericentriolar material; centriole; spindle pole
Molecular function (GO): gamma-tubulin binding
Source: RefSeq, a predicted model, not a curated record